UUAUUGUUGCAGUGAUGAAUGGUCACUUGCAGUUGGCACUGCUGGCAGUGGCACUCUCAUCAGUGGUGACGUCACAGCCAUUCAGCCAAUCAGAAGCCUCCAAACACAGCGACUUCCAAUGGAAUAUCAGAAAAAUUGGCAGCCGGAAAGUAGCUACGAUAUCUAUAAGGAAGGAUGAGGAGAGAGACAGACGCAGCAUCCCGCUGACGGAUGACGAAGCUUACAGCAGGACUCUCCCUCGGCAUCACCAGGGCCCGUCAUCUCAGCACAGACACAGGCAUCACCACGGUCAGCAGGUCAAUGAUGCUGUUCUGCUGGCUGACGAAGAUGCUGGAGGCAGGCGGGAAGACGGGAGGAGACAUCUGGCAAGAGAUGCUGAGAGAAGCAACAGAGGCAUGUCUCCUCUUCACGUGGCAGAGACGGGGCUGGAGAGAUUUGGUGCUGGUGACGUCAGUCUUCAAGAAGACGACGAGGGUCUUGAAGAGGACGACGAGGGUCUUCAAGAAGAUGACGUGGGUCACUUCCCACGUCUUCAAGAGGUACUGGAUGAUGCUGGAAUUCAUCUCAGUCCCUCCCUCUUCCGUAACCUUACAGAAGCAUCGAGACCCAAGAGGAACCGGACCCGGGAGCCCAAGAAAAAAGGCAGCAAGAAAAACAAGAGGAAAUCCCCCAAAAACAAGAAGAAGAAGACGAAAAAUAAGAAGAACGGAAAGGGAGCCAAGAACUGUAGAAAACUGAAGAGAAAUGCCAAGAAAGCUUGCCGGGAGGCAUUCCAAAGGUGCCGUGAUCUUAGAGGUAAGGCAAAGAAGGUUUGCCGAGCCCAGGCCGCCCAGACAUAUCCAGAUAGGCCUAGCCCCAACGAAACAGUACCAGAGGAUGACAUGUUCAGCUUUAUCAAAAAUAUUACUGAAAUGAGCGGAAGUGACGCAUGUCAGUACCACCACUUAGAACAAUGCUGUCGGAGAGUAGGUCUACCUUCCACGGCACCAGAGGCUCUCCAGCCAGUUGUCAAGUGUCGCUUCAGAGAGGAGUUCCUCAAGUGCAUGGAAGAGCAGAGAAUGGGCACAUGUGACCCCAACUUCCAGACCCGAGGUGACCUCGCUGCCCUCAGGAGCAAGAUAAGUGAGGUCAUCUGGACCACCACUAGCUGCCUCAUAUCAGAGGUCGAGGAGGGAUAAGUCACCUCCUCAAGGUCAUCACAAACGACAUAUGAUUAGCUCAAAGCAUGCAGUAAACGUACAGAUAUCGACGUUGAGCGACGUGUAAGGAAACUAACGUCUUGAAAUGAGGCAGCUAAAGCCGCCUGGUCUCAGCCAAGCCUACGACAGCAGAAUGAGCCUAAAGCCCAGUCACAGGUGUGAGCUAGGCGCAGGGACCAUCCUCCCACCACACAGUUCAAGGCGGAAGCCUUAACACAGCCUCUGAACAUUGAAUUUAUAUAUGUGUAUAUACGAAAUGCAUUUUGUAAUUCCAAUUUGGGUGGUCAAUAUUUUCUCGUAUACUGUGUAUGUUGAACUUUGAAAGAUGAUUGGCUAUGGAUUCUCCCGGUGUAUAUAUACUACCACGAGUGUAUAUCUCAUUGUAUACUCACCGUGAAUUGUGUGUAUCUCUGUAUAUACAUUGAUAGGUCUAUAUCUUUCACUGUCUAUACCCCUUUGAGAUUUAUAUCUUCAAGUGUAUAUACACCCAGAUGUGUAUAUUUCUCAGUGUAUCCACACCGAAAACUAGACAGUAUGUUUCUCAGUGUAUAUACACUGGUAGUUAACAUUAAUUACUGUUUUAGGUAUUAAAGUAUUCUUGACUGGUGGUGUACAGGUGACAUGUAGCCUUAAUGACCCUCGUGUAGUAGAUUUGAAACCCAGUUAAAUCACCAACCAUUCCACUUGGAGGGUCAAGAUGACAAUGGGUUUUAAUUAGGGCAACGUUUCGCUCCAUAAAAAGCUUUAUCGAGACUCGGUAAAGCUUAUACUGUAACCUCUGUAUUUCCUCCAUAAGAAGUCCAAUUUUCACUAAAAAAUAACAUUGUCUUUCAGAUAUUACAUUGCAAUUUACUGGUUUUAUAAUAUAUAUGUAAAUUACUUGUCAAUAUGCAUUUUAUGUGUGUGUGUGUGUGUGUGUGUGUGUGUGUGUGUGUGUGUGUGUGUGUGUGUGUACUCACCUAUUUGUGGUUGCAGGGGUCGAUUCAUAGUUCCUGGCCCCACCUCCUCACUGAUCGCUACUAGAUCCUCUCUCCCUGCUCCAUGAGCUUUAUCAUACCUCGUCUUAAAACUAUGUAUGGUUCCUGCCUCCACUUUGCGUAUGUGAGUGUGUUUGUGUGUGUGUGUGUGGUGUGUGUGUGUGUGUGUGUGUGUUUGUGUCGUGCCUAAUAAGCCAAACUGGCAAGUUAGGCCUAAAAAAAAAAGAAUAAAGACAAAAUUAAUUAUUUUGCUUAUGUCACGAUGCGUUUUCUGCCGAAUAAACACAGUGUGGUUUUUUCGGAACAUAAAGAAAAAAUUGUAUAUUAUUAAUUUUAAGUAAUAUUAGAUAAAUGUAAACUGACCUGAGAUAUAUUCAGCAGAAUAUGACUAAAAAAAUUACGUUAAGCCAGGUAUCUAAGUUACGUAUUACGUAUUUUUUCAUUAAGUCUGAUUUUUAAAGGAGUUUGGCU
Molecule: messenger RNA, 2647 nt
Organism: Cherax quadricarinatus
Lineage: Eukaryota; Metazoa; Arthropoda; Malacostraca; Decapoda; Parastacidae
Source: RefSeq, a predicted model, not a curated record